GAGACGCAGACAAGGAAAACUAACACAACAUCAACAGGUGGCAGCCGACUACCUCUCUUGUUUCGUGCAAAAACAAUUAGUAAUUUUAGGAGGACUAUGUGGUCCUCAGACGCGUGUUCUUACCUGACCUGUGUUGUGAGCCAAACGUGAUUAUAUAUUCAAGAACUCAACCAUUUAACAUGAUGUCAGCUCGCAAACCCAUCGCCGUCCUGUUUGUGGGAUUUGCUAUUGGAUUUAUUCUUGGCAUAAUCAUACUGAGUCCUAGCGAGGAUCCUUUACCAUCAUCAUCACACGCAAAACGUCAGUCCACCUGUAAUCAUCCACCUGAGAAGAAGGGCCUGGUGGAGGGGAACUAUAAAUCCUGGCUGGCUAACCAAGGAGCUGUUCGAAAUUCCUUAGACAUCGAUGACUUUUUGUAUGGAAAAGGGAGAAAACAAGCCAUCUUAGAAGCAGAAAUGCUGAAAAAUAAGGUUCACAUCACAUGUGUUGUAUUUGUCGAGCGGGAAAAGAAUGCAAUAGCUGCAUCUCAUACUUGGUUGAAGCAUUGUAACGAUUAUGAACUUUACCAUGCUAAGAGACCCCAGGAUCUCCGUUUGAAAGAAUUUUCAGCAGAGCUUAAAGUUCAAAUCAUAGAAGUUGCAAGUUCAUGGGACUUUUUAUGCAAGAUAAUACUUAAUUUGUGGAAAUCUAAAGGAACCCAGCUGCAAUGGUUGUUAUUCGUGUCAGAUGAUAUGUUUGUCGUUCCUGAAAACUUAAGAAGAAUGGUGGCACAUGUUGAUUCAGACGAUCCCUAUUACUUAGGGCAUGCUCAAACAUUGUGGGGUCAACCAUUCAACGUAGCUUUAGCGGGGUACGUUUUGAGUAAAGGUACUGUCAGACUUCUUGCUGGAAACUUUUCAUCACUUGAGACCUGCUCAUCCGGUGGCAAAUACUGGAAAAAAGAAGAUUACUACCUGGGAAGAAAUUUAGAAGCAUUAUGUGUCCUUCCAAGUGAUACACGUGAUGAAUCUGGUAAAGGACGAUUUCAUGGUUACAACCUGAACCAACUUCUUUUUUCAAACAAGCUGGCACUCAUUGCCUCAUACUGGAAAAACAGCAUUUACCCUUCAACUGAGGGAAAAGAAUGUUGCAGUGACUUAUCAGUUACCUUUCAAGGAAUUGAAGCUGAUAAGAUGUAUAUGUAUGACUACAUUGUUAACCAUUUGCAUGUCUUCACACAAGGACAACAUGGCAAUCGCCCAGCACCAACUCCUUAUCCUCCUGAGCAGGUUUGGCAAGACUUUAUGAGAAGCAGAGGAUAUACAUCAAUGGAAAAUGUUUCUUCAAAGCAGUAUAUCGAAGCAUGGAAGGCAAAAAUAAAUGAAGAUCUGAUUAAAGUUGGUUUGAAAAACAAGAAGAAUGUGUGGAGAGGUUUGGAUUUGAAGGAUGGAGGUGGCCAUGGAGAGGCUAUUCCUUUACCAUUUGGAGUGGAUACUCUCCUAGAUACAGAGUAGUCCUCACAACUAGUCAUAAUCCUCAUCUGUUUGAUAUUAAUGUGUUGUGUUUUUUUUUGUUUGCAGUUGCAAUGUAUAAGAUUUUUGUUCGUCUUUGAGUAGAUCUCCUUGUGAUAUGUCACAUAUCUUGCUGUGAUAAAUAUAACUUGCAUAUUGCACAUAUAUGGGCAUCUUUAUGGGCAACUAAUUACUUACCGUGUAUUACACAUCCGUCCUUUUCCGUCCAUAAGAGACUACUGUGUAUUUUCUAUGAAUUGUAUCCUAAAGUGUCUUGCAUUUAGUUACUUUUACAGCCCAACGCUUCCCAUAAGUUUUCCUUUUUAUUAGGAGGAGAAAGUAGAAUCUCAAUAUUAUGUUGAGUGUCUGUCAUGUCUCAUUCCUUUCUAUUGAGAGGCUUUUUUUGUCCAUGAUUUUGCAUCUCAUAUUUUAACAAGCACUUCUUGAUAAGCAAUCAUUUUAUGAAUUUAUGUCUUCCAGUAUUAUGUCCUUGAAUAUGUAGGGUUGAUUCAAAGUUAAGGUGAACUACUGUUGUUGUUAUUAUUAUACUUUAUUAUUAACAUAAGUGUAUAGGGAUGUACAAUAUGACAUGUUUUUAUAAAACUGUUCCUUAGCGCACAAGGGUUUGUUUUCAGUGAGUGGCACCUUAACUAUUGGGUCGAUGAACACAGUUGUUUUUGGUUAAUAAGUAAAUUCACUGACUUGA
This is a messenger RNA of Thrips palmi, 2196 nucleotides long. Its product is annotated as glycoprotein-N-acetylgalactosamine 3-beta-galactosyltransferase 1-like. Gene Ontology annotation, molecular function: N-acetylgalactosaminide beta-1,3-galactosyltransferase activity. The coding region runs from base 180 to 1493 and encodes 437 amino acids. The record is from RefSeq and is a predicted model, not a curated record. NCBI's taxonomy places the organism in Eukaryota, Metazoa, Arthropoda, Insecta, Thysanoptera, Thripidae. The transcript is spliced from 4 exons.